Molecule: messenger RNA, 2156 nt
Organism: Ostrinia furnacalis (Asian corn borer)
Lineage: Eukaryota; Metazoa; Arthropoda; Insecta; Lepidoptera; Crambidae
Exons: 1
Coding region: 242-1732 (496 amino acids)
Biological process (GO): proteolysis
Molecular function (GO): aspartic-type endopeptidase activity
Source: RefSeq, a predicted model, not a curated record
UAUAUUGCUCAAUGUGAGGUAGGUGUAAACCACGAAUGAUAGAAAUAAAUCAGUCUUGUUCUAGCCAGCUUGUUUCACUAACGCGCCCCGUCCCUGACACUUUAACAUGGCGCAGUCGGAGGUCGUAAAAUACGAAAAGAACUUAUGUUAGCAUUAACAUAAUGCAAUAAGUGAGAAUUGAUGAAGUUCAUAUGUGUUAUAACAACAUUUAUUAUCAACAAAGAAGCCUCAAGCAAUAAUUAUGGAGUCAAUUCUGCAACCACCGCAACCGUUUAUUUUUGAAAAUGAUAUAACGAACGUUACUUCUGGAAAUCUGAGUAAGGAUUGGGAAAAGUGGAAAAAUGCCUUCAAGAUUUAUUUCGAAGCCUGUGAAUUACAGAAAAAGGAUAAUAAGGUACAAAUAAACAUCUUAUUGCAUAUCAUAGGCGAAAAGUGUCGUGAGGUAUAUGAGCAAUUCAAAGGCGACAUUAAAACUAUAGAGGAUUUAUUGAAGGAAUUCGAUCGAUUUUUCUUACCCAGAAAAAACAUUACGAUUGAACGUCAUGCAUUCUUUACCCGGAAUCAGCGAGAAUUGGAAUCGGUGGAACAAUAUGUUUUCGAAUUGAACAAAAUAGCGGCAAAAUGUGAAUUUGAACAACUGAAGAGUGAAUUAGUACGAGAUAGAAUGAUAUGUGGAAUAAGGGAUGGAGCUUUACGUGAAAGAUUAUUAAGAGAAACGGAAUUAACAUUGUCAAAAGCGGUUGACAUUUGUACUUUGGCUGAAAUAUCAAGACUACAGGCGAACAGCAUAAAGACAGACACCCAGAUGCAUCAUGUCGACGAAAUAGUAUCUGAUCAGCGGCAAGAUGAGACCUGUGUACACUUUGUUAGACGCGGCGGACCGCGUAACUCGCCAGCAGCUACGCAUCGAACUUCAAAAUGGCGGCAACCUGCGCGACGUCGCGAUAGCGGCUCCGGUUCCGCGCAAACGCAAGUGUCAACGCACAAUCAACAAACAGUGAGGCGGAAAAAUGUGUUUUCAAAUAAUUAUGAACAAUCCACAUCCAAAGGCAAUAAAAACAUAAUGUGUAGAAAGUGUGGAAUAAAUCACAACAAAUUCAACUGCCCAGCUUUUGGGCAACGCUGUAUUGCUUGCAAUAAAAUGAAUCAUUACGCAAGAAUGUGCCAAGUUUACGAGGUCCAGGAGGAGUCCAGUGAUCAGGUAAUUUAUACAAUAAAUAACAAUUCUAGUAAUAAUGACUGGUCAGUUGUACUAUUGAUAAAAAAUACACCAAUCAACUUUAAAUUAGACACUGGAGCCGAUGUUAACAUCUUACCAAAAACUUACUUAAAAGAUCUCAACAUUUUAGACAGGGAAUUAGCUAGGACAACCCUGAAAUUACAAGGAUAUGCUGGUAGCAAAAUUGAAGUACUAGGCAAAUGUUUUCUUAAAGUUAUUUAUAAACAAAAUGUAUACAUACUGAGAUUCAUUGUUGUUAAUACUCAAUCCCCACCAAUAUUGGGAAGGAGUUCUUGCGCAGAAAUGAACCUAAUUCAGCGGGUCAUGGCAGUUAAACAUAUUACAAACACCAGUGUCAACAUUUUAGAUAAAUUUCCAGAUUUGUUUUCAGGCAUAGGUUGUUUACCAGGCACUUAUAAAAUAGAAUUAAAAGAGGACGCACAACCUGUAGUGCACGCUCCUAGGAAAUUACCAGUAGCUUUGAAAGAGCAAGUUAGGAAUAAAUUAUUAUAAAUGCAAAAGGACGGGAUUAUUCAAAAGGUUGAGGGUCCAACAGACUGGGUUAACAGUAUGACAGUCGUAAAGAAACCCAAUGGUGACCUCCGUAUAUGUUUAGAUCCACGUGACCUAAACAAAGCAAUUAAGAGAGAACAUUUUAAGUUGCCUACUUUUGAGGAAAUAGCAGCUAGCUUAUCGGGUGCUAAGUACUUCAGCACAUUGGACGCCAAACAAGGCUUUUGGCACGUUAAAUUAGAUGACAGCUCUACAGACCUAUGUACGUUCAAUACGAUAUUUGGUAGGUUUAAAUUCUUGAGAAUGCCCUACGGUAUAAGUUCAGCUUCAGAAAUCUUUCAUAAGAGGCUAUACGGACAUUUUGAUGACAUAGAAGGAGUAAUUCAAUUUAUUGAUGAUAUUUUAAUAUACGCUAAAACUAAAG